ACAAAAACCACGCCAGUUUCACGGGAACCCUCCUGUUCCCACUGGUUUUGGAUGCUCCAGGCUCUUCCCCUCCGUGUUGCCCUUUGCGUUGGUCUCGGUCUUUGUGGCUCGACAAAAGUUUGGGCUGGGUGAGGGGCCGGUGGGCUUUGGCAGCAAUCAGGCUUCUGGGGUGGCGCAGGUGGGUUUUGCAUCACCCUGGCUGUCACCUGUGCACUGUGUUUUUGGGAAGGGUGAACGCUUGCAAGCCCUGAGCUUGGGGUUUUAAGCAAACCGUGUUUCUCAGUGUGUUUCCAGGCAGGGUGCCAGGGCCGUGCCGGCCUCUGCUGCGAUCCGGGAUCCCUGCUCCCAGGCACUGAAGCCCUUUGAUCUGUGUCCCCCGCUGCAAGGGCCGUUUUGCUCUGCUUUUCCCCCUGGAAAUGCUCGGUUUUGGACAGAGGGCUUGGCUUUCAGCUGGCACCAUCAGCCUUUGGGAUUUUCCAGCUGGUCCUCUUUCCCAGCCGCUUUGCUGACCCAAAGAGCCUGAGUUUGGGGUGCAGCUCCUUCCUCUCCAGUACCAUCCUCGGGAUUCAGAGGUUGGUACUUUAACUGGACACACAUUUCUCUGGCUGGCAUCGGGCAGAUGUCUCCUACAAGCCAGACCCUUUGUACCUGCAAACACCACUGCCCGGAGGCUGCGCCAUCCCGCUCCCCUCCGGCCCCGCUGCCUCCGGCUGCCCACACAGGCUUGUUUGUUGUGGAAACCUUGUUUUGGCAGGAGCAGGGUGACACACGAAUGCGAACGGUAGGGAGGAAGUGCUGAAGAAGGGCAGCUGGAGGUUUCUCAGGAGCAUUUCCAAGAGCUGAGUGCGAGUCCUCCCACGGUGCAGCCGGACUCAACACAGAGCAGCGCCUAAUGGUGUUUACAUGAGCACUUGUGAUGCUGCAGACCUAAUUGCCGGUUCUUUUUCCUUUCGUUUUCACUAAAUACCUAAUUGAGUUGCUGAAAGCUCCUCUCUGCAGGCUGGCAGCACCGCUGGGCUGGCACAGCCGCCUGCCCCGGGCCCUGGUCCCACAUUGAGCAAGUGGGGCUGCUCCUGUAGAAUUCAAGUCAUAUGUAAAUAACAGCAGGUCUUAGGAACUGAGUCAUGGUAAGGGUUACUGUAUGCGUGAUAGGACAGAUUUCUUGCUGAGGAUGGCAUUUAUUCCCUCCACCCUGCCUUGUAUGGCUCAUGUGGAGGGCUGGGGAUCCUGUGCUGGAGGAUGGAUGUGCUGCUUGGGCUCCAGGCUUGUGGAAAAGAGUUGGGAGCAUCUCCUGGCUAAUGAGCGCAUGGUCCUCGCCCUUUUCCGUCGGCCUCGCAGGGGCCUCGGGCUCCCCUGGUGGACAUGGUGGUGGGAGGAGAAUCAGCUUCAGUUUUGAGGAGCCAAAUCCCUUCAUGCUUGUGCUGGGGCAGGUGGGGAGACGGGGGGAUCCCUGCUGCGUGCCGGCAGCUUCUGCGGAAGAGUGUUUGUCUUGUUUGUCACCGCCAGCAUCCAUCUGCUCCCCAAACCUUUCCCCGUGAACUCCCACAGCUUCCCCUGGCAUUUAAUCACCCCCUCUCCACCUGUGUGGAUUUGGGGCUCAGAAAGCUUCACUGCUUGUUUGUGUCGAUGUGUGUCACAGCCCAAGGGUUGUCCUGGUGCCAGGUCGAGCUCUGCGGUGUCCCCACUCCCUGGGGACCACGGUCUGUGCCACAGGGGCUGCUCCCCAGCAGCUUUGGGGACAGCCACCCCACUGGGGACCUUCAGGCACUGUGUGAGCAAGGCGCAGCAUGCAAGAUGGGGAGAAGCUGGGCUGUGACCCCAGGGUGGCGUGAUGACACCGGUGGCAUCCCAGCAGUGACACGCCUGCUGGUGGCAGCUCCCAGCCCCUGCACCCAGUGCUGCCCCUGCCCUGCUUGCAGGAAUCUCGUCCGGCUGGUUUUGGUCUGGGCACGGCCAAAUCCUGCACAGGGUCAGCAAUUAGCACUCGGAGCUAAUUGCUGCACAGCAAUAGCUCAUCCAGCGAUUAGCGCUUGGGGAGCUGCUCACCCUGGUUUGGUUCCCACAAUAAGCAGCUGCCAGUCCAGAAACCAGCUUGUUCCUGGGACGGGGCGAAGGCUUCGCUCGGCGUGUCCCAGCAUUUUGGAAGAGCUGGGAAAGGAGCCUGGUGAAGUGAGGAGGUGGCCGGGAGCGUUUCCCAGCGGCUGCGACUCCCCUUUGGCUCUCAGCGUGCUGGCACGGCCGCCUGCGUCAGCCCCGCCGUGGGGGACGCGAACCCUUUGCCGGAGCGUGACAUUCCGCAGGAAGAAGAUGAUGUGAAUGGGCUGUAAGAACCAGACGGGAUGGACGGAGAGCUGCCCUGUGCUGGCGUGGACGGAGAAGUGUCCUCUGCCACGGAGGAUCGGGAAGGAGAGAUGCCCUGUGCAGAGAGCGAGGCUGAAGGGGACGUGCCCUGUGCCGAGAGCGAUGCAGAAGGAGAAACACCACGUGCUGAGACCAACACGAAGGAAGAGGCACCUUGUGCUGAGAGCAGCGUGGAAGGAGAGCUGCCCGGCACGGACAGCGAUGGGGAAGGGGAGAUACCCUGUGCUGGGGGCGAUGCAAAAGGAGAGGCAUCUUGCUAUGAAAGUGAUGGAGAAGAAGUGCCAGAUACUGAAAUCCCUGCUGCUCCAAAGAAAAUGUCUUCUAUUUCUUCUCCCUUGCGGGCAAUCAUCCGCCUGCGACGACGAUACCGGGGGCAAAAGAAAAGCCGUCUGCAUUUAGAGCUCCCGCGAGAAAAAUCUCCAGAAUUUGGCCAUACAAGGCUGCUUCAAAGGCAGCUUUCCCUGAACCGAACUGGCCUGUAUGGCUCUUCCAUGUCCUUCUUCAAUCGGACCAGCUUCGAAACGUCGCAGUACUUCACCUUUGACACGUCCGUGGAGCAGCACGCUAUGAAAAAAUGCAGGCGGAAAAAAAAUCGAAGGAAAUCUAGAAUAGUCCUGUAUCCAGACAAAACAAAAAGAUACCUCCCGACAGAGGAGAAGAGCAAGGCCAAACGCUGCCUUCUCUUGCUCAUCGUCAUUAUCUUCUUCCAGAUUCUCAAUGCGAUAGAGAACCUGGAUGACAACCUCCAAAAAUACGACCUAGAUGGUUUGGAGAAAACAAUGCACCGGGAAGUAUUUGGGCAGAAGCUCGCUGUGGAAAGUAUGAUGGAAUUACUGAAAGACUAUCUGGCUACCCACAUACACAACAAGCCUCUAGUAAUCUCUUUAAAUGGCCCGACAGGAGUUGGGAAGAGUCAUGUUGGCUGGCUGCUGGCCAAACAUUUUCGUUCUGUCAUGGACAAUGAUUUUGUGCUUCAGUACUUUGUUAUGCACCACUGCCCCGACGGGGUUGCUCCUCUUACUUGUGAAAUAGAUUUGUCUGAGAAGAUUUCUGACAUGGUUACACGAGCUGAAGUAGAAGAGAAAAUACCAUUGUUUAUUCUGGAUGAGGUUGAACUUAUGUCUCCAGUCCUGCUGGAUACCCUCAGCCGCUUCUUUGAACCCAAUCAAACCAAUGAGUUCCUCAAUGCCAUCUACAUUUUAAUAAGCAACAUAGGAGGCGGUGAAAUAACCAAGUUUGUUAUCCAGAAUGCGUCCGCUGAGCUUCUGCAUCAGCAAAGUGGAGUUGAGGAACUGCUGAGUAUCGUCCAGCCCGUCCUGAUCGGUGUCCACCCUCUCUGGAAAUCUGCAGACAUCGUCCCAUUUGUUCUUCUGGAGAAGAGCCAUGUCAUAAACUGCUUCCUGGAGGAGAUGCGGAGGGAAGGGCUGUAUCCCGACCAGAAGCAUAUUGAAAAUUUAGCAAGUCAACUCAGUUACUACACUACAGGGGACAAGCAGUACUCCAGGAUGGGCUGCAAGCAGGUGGUGGCCAAAGUCAACCUGCUGUAGUCAUUUACUGAGGAGACUAAGUCCUGUUCUUGGGAUUUGCACAAUUCUGGGUUUAUGGAGGAAUAUUGUGACCAAGGUGUCCUUUCUCAGGCCUGCGCCAAUGCCGUCCUGGUCGAGGUAGCAGGAUGGCAGCCCGAACUCCUCUGUAACACAGUCUCUGUUCUCCUCCAGAUGCCUCACUUAUUCCUAAUGUUCUGUGAAUAAAGCACAGGCAACAAAGCCCAAGCAACCUCCCAUUAAUUGUGAGAUGUUUUGUUGCUCACACGCUCAUUUGGGGUACUUGGUCAUUAAGGAGUUGUGAGAUGAGAACAGACGCUGUGGGUCAUACACAGGAGGAAGCGGUCACCGGGUUGCUGUCCCUGCAGCACAUGGGGCUGGGUCUUGCUCCUUCUCCAGGCUCACGGUCUCCAGCUCUUUGCUCGUCUUGGUCCUGGCUGGGGCUGUGCAGAGCAGAGGCCGUGCUGGACACCUGGCCGAACCGCAAGAAUUUGUGGCUCCUUGCUCCCCAAACGCGUGGGCAGGCAGAGCUUGGCUUUCUCCAGCUCCUACAUGACCGCGCGCUCCAGAGAUCGCUUUUUGGACCCAUUCCUGAGCUGUUGCUCUUCUGAGCUCAUACCUGAGCUCACCUUUGGCACCUCCAGCGCGAUUUGUGCCCUGUGCGUCUGUUUGGGCUCGCCCCGAAGGCUGCUCGGCUGUGCCAGUCGCUGCAGAAAUAACCGCCAGGUUGAUUCAGGUCUGGUGGUGGCAAAUCAUCCUGCUUUUUGCUUCUGGGCACAUCUCACCACACUCAUUAUCUAGAAAGCCCAAAAUAGCAACUGACAUAUAUAUUAAGCAACACACACACUGGAAAAGACAGUUUGGGCUGUCUGGGCCGAGAUCAGUGGGAAUCCUGGGCUCGUUCCCAGCCCUGCGAGGCCAAGAGGUUCUUCGCCAUUGGGACCCAGGGGAGAAUGUGCUGCCUAGAAGCACCUCAGGAAAAGCAAAUGUCCGUGUUCUGAGCAGGCAAACUGGGCAGGUUUUUAUGGCAUUGCUUUUUCAGGUUUUGGUUUUGUACCUAAAUCCCCUUCUACGAUUUGCUGUGAAUUAUCAUAUACUUAAUCCUGUGGAUGUUUGCACUGGUGGUUUGAUUUGCCUCUUUCUAAUUAUUCGUCUCCAAAAACUUCUGUCACAACCUCCUGCUUCCAGAGCUAUCAUCAGGAAUAAAUCCAAACUAUCCUGAAUAAAAGAAUUGAAAGUACA
Messenger RNA from Columba livia (rock pigeon), 5147 nucleotides. It is a transcript of the gene TOR4A, whose product is annotated as torsin family 4 member A. Lineage: Eukaryota; Metazoa; Chordata; Aves; Columbiformes; Columbidae. The record is from RefSeq and is a predicted model, not a curated record. Gene Ontology annotation, molecular function: ATP binding; ATP hydrolysis activity. Gene Ontology annotation, cellular component: nuclear envelope; endoplasmic reticulum lumen. Gene Ontology annotation, biological process: negative regulation of apoptotic process. The coding region runs from base 2340 to 3908 and encodes 522 amino acids. The transcript has 2 exons.